AUGAGUUCCAAUCAGUUCUCGAGUUUCGAAGAAUCACAAAAAUACAUGGAAGAAAAACUGACGACGACGAGUAGUGGAUUAUCGCGACUGAAAUCCAGUAACCGUCGAGAGUUGGUCGAUUACCCGUUGCGCGAAGCCGGCAAAUACAUCGCAGGCGGCAGGGCCUACCGAGUUUUGAAUCUCCACUUCGAUGUACUUUUGGAGCACGAAUAUAUUUAUCUCCGUGAUAUUAAUAAUUAUGAUGAAUCUACUCUUCGUAUGGUUCCGGCCGAGAAUUCGUCGAUUGAUCGCGUGUUGAAGACGGUGGAAUAUUCUCGCAAUAUUCCCGAGAUGGAUUGCUCCGUCUGCUUGGAAAGCUUCUGGGGCGAUGAUUAUAAUCGAGAAGAAUUGUUGAGUAUGCCGUGCGCGCAUAUUUUUCACGGCGAUUGCAUCAAGAAGUGGCUGAGGACUAGCCAUUAUUGCCCGCUUUGCCGAUUCGAGAUGCCGACUAGUUAG
Molecule: messenger RNA, 495 nt
Organism: Erythranthe guttata (spotted monkey flower)
Lineage: Eukaryota; Viridiplantae; Streptophyta; Magnoliopsida; Lamiales; Phrymaceae
Source: RefSeq, a predicted model, not a curated record